UCUGUCCCAUAAGGUCGUCAUGAACGCGCCGUUCCACGACGAUGCCAUGCUGGACGACGCAAUGCUCGUCGAUGCCUUGAAUUCUAUUGAGUACAUGAAUGGAAUUACCAAAGACGCAGCACCUGUCGAAGGUAGCGCCAUCAUGAGCACAGAAGGUGACCAUCAGGCGUUCGAAGAUGAACCCAAUUCCGCAUUUCAUGCGGCCACCGACGCACCAUUAUCGGCGGUGGAAGGCCAGACGACGUUGUCGCGCGUAGAGAACACAGACAAAGUAGUGUCCGUUGGGGAGACUUCACCCACUGGCCCAACUGCCGCAUCGACGAUCCCUGUCUCUCGGACGCCUGUGGUUGAUUCGAGUUCAGUCACGACACCUGCCUGCACUCAAUCGAUGCAACUCGAAGCAGCAUCAACCGGUGCAGGCAGCACGCAGCAUUCAGGUUCGUCGGCGUCUCCAUACAAGCGAAUCGUCGUGACCAAGGAAAGCGGACUGCUGGGAUUUGGCGUACUACCCGUCCGUGGUGUUUGUGGGGUUCAAGUGUCGACGUUGCAGCCCGAUUCAAGUGCCGCUAAGGCGGGUUUACGUGUUGGUGAUGUGCUGCUCAAACUGGACGACACGGACGUGAGCAACAUGGCAAUGCCAGCGAUCAUUCAGAUCCUUCAGGCCGUGGUCACGGGCAAGCCACUACACAUCUCGCUGUUCAGGCCGUCCGUGGCAGUGCCAACGACUGCUCCAAUUAGCAUGUCCAAGCCUUUAACGUCAGCUCUUGCCCAAAGAGGUCCUUCCACAGAUGCUUCCUUGGCACCGUCGGCCAAGAAGGCCAAAACGUCGAAUGUAGGGGCUUCAUUCUCGAAUUCGUCUCUACCUGGGGCAACCACAUCCUUCGUCGACACUGCGACCCUCAAGAAGCAACUAGACGCCAUGACGAAAGACCUCCAAGUUGCAAUCACCGACAAGGUCAAACUUGCCGAGAAGAACGCCAUGCUGCGGAAGCGCGUGCAGCACAUGGUGAUCGCAGGAGAUGAAGACAAAGUAAAGCUCAAGGCCGAGUUUGAGCAGCGCAUUGCUGCGCUCGUGCAAGAAAAGGCGCAGCUCCAAAAUUCCCUGGCAACAGUCAAAGCGCAGGCGCGGCUUGACAGCCGUGCGGUUUUUGACACGGACGUGACAAAGGAAUUGAAGACUCAGUUGGAAGCAUUGCAGCGUCAGGUGGACCAGUUUGAAGCCCUUGAAAGGAAGCGAAAGGACGUUCGGAAGGCUCACGCGAGCAUCGAACUCAAGCUCGCAGACAAGUGCAAGAUGCAACUGCUUCGUGCAAUUGUGGACAAGGUCACCGGAGAGCUUAAGGCAAUUUCUCAGCAGAGAGCGCAGUCAAGUCUGCGGACGAAUGCGUUUGGCGCUGCAGGGACAGCGUCGACUACACCGUCCCAUGUAAAAGUCCAGCUUGAGUUGAUUCGACGCGUGAGUGUGAAUCAGUUGUUUGGCAUCCACGCAGCGACGGAUCCGCUCGGAUUUCCUGUCCUGAGCCAGUUGCAAAUGACGCUACCAGAGAGCAGAAUCGCAGAGGUGUUUGGGAAGCAGCUGACGUACGAGGAACGACCAGGACUGAACCUUACAGUGUCUGCACCCAUGGAGGUCCACUACGACCCGACGACAGAAGUGCUCCAGGUUACUUGCAAUUGGACCGAGCAAAACGUAAUUCGAGAGAUAGCGCGCAACAUUCGGAUGUAAAUAAUCGAGUUGUUCGUCAUCAAGGCA
Messenger RNA from Aphanomyces invadans, 1753 nucleotides. RefSeq lists its product as hypothetical. NCBI's taxonomy places the organism in Eukaryota, Oomycota, Saprolegniomycetes, Saprolegniales, Verrucalvaceae. The transcript is spliced from 4 exons. Gene Ontology annotation, molecular function: protein binding. The record is from RefSeq and is a predicted model, not a curated record. Bases 20 to 1726 code for a protein of 568 amino acids.